Messenger RNA from Notothenia coriiceps (black rockcod), 1735 nucleotides. It is a transcript of the gene kif6, whose product is annotated as kinesin family member 6. The record is from RefSeq and is a predicted model, not a curated record. NCBI's taxonomy places the organism in Eukaryota, Metazoa, Chordata, Actinopteri, Perciformes, Nototheniidae. Gene Ontology annotation, biological process: microtubule-based movement. The transcript has 14 exons. The coding region runs from base 89 to 1735 and encodes 548 amino acids. Gene Ontology annotation, molecular function: ATP binding; microtubule binding; microtubule motor activity.
CGACAUGAGAGCUAGCCAACGAACUAACCAGCUAUGUGUAUAAAAACACCAACCUCACUCGAUAAUUUCAUUUUUUUAGCGGAACAAAAUGGUGAAACAGACGAUACAGAUAUAUGGCCGCAUUAAACCUACCAAGAAAAAUACAACGGUGUACUCUGUGGACAAUGAGGAGCAGACAGGUGCUUUUCUGGAGUUCCUGGUUCCCCGGGACCUCGCUGAUGGCUUUGUCAACAACAAGAGGGAGUGCUACAAGUUCAGGUUCCUAAAGGUGUUUGAUCAAGCUGUUGAACAAGAAGAGGUAUUUGAAAACAUUGCCAAACCAGUUGCAGACAGUGUGUUGGCUGGCUACAAUGGCACCAUAUUUGCCUAUGGCCAGACGGGCAGUGGGAAGACGUUUACCAUCACAGGAGGGGCCGAGCACUACAGUGAUCGUGGAAUUAUCCCCCGCACACUUUCAUACCUGUACGAACGCUUCAGCCAGGACAGCAGUAUGGUUUAUACCACACACAUCUCCUACUUGGAGAUCUACAACGAGAUGGGAUAUGACCUCCUGGAUUCCCGCCAUGAAGCGUCUCGACUGGAAGACCUACCAAAGGUGCUGAUUAUGGAAGAUCCAGACCAGAACAUCCAUCUGAGGAACCUGUCACUGCAACAGUCAGCCAAUGAGGAGGAGGCUCUGAAUCUGCUCUUCCUUGGAGACACCAAUCGUAUGAUUGCAGAGACUCCGAUGAACCAGGCGUCCACGCGCUCCCACUGUAUUUUCACCAUGCACUUGUGCAGACGCGAGCCGGGCUCGGCCACCUUGCGACGCUCCAAGCUCCACCUGGUGGACUUGGCCGGAUCGGAUAGAGUGAGCAAGACUGGCCUGAGCGGGCAGCUGCUCACUGAGGCCAAGUACAUCAACCUCUCCCUCCACUACUUGGAGCAGGUGAUCAUUGCUUUGUCAGAGAAGAACCGCUCCCAUAUUCCCUACAGGAACUCCAUGCUGACCUCUGUGCUGAGGGACAGCCUCGGGGGCAACUGCAUGACUACCAUGAUCGCCACCAUGGCAGUAGACAGGAGGAAUCUAGAUGAGUCCAUCUCCACGUGUCGCUUUGCUCAGCGUGUGGCUCUCAUCAAGAACGAGGCCAUCCUGAAUGAAGAGCUGGAUCCUGCCCUGCUAAUAGCUCGUCUGAAGAGGGAGAUCCAGUCUCUGAAGGAAGAGCUGGCCAUGUUAACGGGAGAACAGAGGGACGGGCAGCUGACUGUGGAGGAGAUCCAGAGGUUGGAAGAGUUAGUCAAGGCCUUUCUGGACGACCCUGAUCCAGAUGUGAUGCUGUCGUUGGGACCAGACAUGAGAAAAAUCCAGUUCUGUUUCUCCCUGCUGAAGAUGAUGAUCAUGGACAAGCAAAGAGGAGGGAAUCCGAACGCUGAUGGGAAAGCAUCACCGACAGCAGCUGAGAGGGAAGACAGCCAACAGUCAGCAGCAGAAGUCACCAAACUGAAGGAGAUGAUGACCCACCGUGACAAUGAGAUCAGUAUCCUAGUUAAGAUGUUGAAGAAGGAGAAAAAAAGAGCCCAGGAUGCUGUUGCUCAGAUUGCUAACACCGUCAAUGGCCAGAGAACGGCGUCCCAGGAUGCCUCAGGGUUGUCAACAAUGCCACUAUUGAGGGAAGGGAGCCCAGACAGCAUCUCAACCGGCCAUAGAGGACGAGCCAUAAAGCACAUGAAAAGAGUCAAGGCCCUCUCCAGAUAG